GGAACAAAGGAAGAAAAGUCGUCGGCGGAGAGCGCGUCAGCAAAGUGAGAUGAAGAAGCCACAAUAAUUGACACCGGCCUGUUCACGUCGCCUAAAUAAACACAUCUCUCUCUCUUUCUUCUGAAUCAUUUCACAUUUCACAUUUCAUACACAAACACUCAACUCUCAUUCUCACAACAAUGACAGGCAGAGAAAUUCUGCACAAGAUGAAGUUGAAGGCUGGAUUCUGCGGAUCUGAAACGGGCAGAGGUAAAAGCAGGACAUGGAAAAACAUCUCCCACGGUUUUCACUUUGUCAAGGGCAAAGCUAACCAUCCCAUGGAGGACUACGUUGUGUCUGAGUUCAAAAAAGUAGACAACCACGAUUUGGGUUUGUUUGCCAUUUUUGACGGUCACUUGGGACAUGACGUGGCCAAGUACUUGCAGACCAACCUCUUUGACAACAUACUCAAAGAGAAGGAUUUUUGGACUGAUAUGGAGAAGGCUAUAAGGGAUGCAUACAUAUCAACAGAUGCUUCCAUAUUAGAGCAGUCACUUAAACUUGGCAAAGGUGGAUCAACUGCUGUAACUGGAAUUCUGAUAGAUGGGCAAAAGCUAAUAGUUGCUAACGUUGGAGACUCACGGGCAGUCAUGUCAAAGAAUGGUGUUGCAUCUCAGCUCUCUGUUGAUCAUGAACCAAGCAAGGAGCAGAAGGAAAUAGAGAGCCGUGGCGGCUUUGUGUCCAAUAUUCCAGGGGACGUUCCAAGAGUUGAUGGACAACUAGCGGUUGCGAGGGCGUUUGGAGAUAAGAGCUUAAAGAUACAUCUGAGCUCGGAACCAGACAUAACACACCAGACAAUCCAUGAUGAAACCGAGUUCAUUGUUUUUGCCAGUGAUGGAAUUUGGAAGGUGAUGUCAAACCAAGAAGCUGUGGACGCGAUCAGAAGCAUAAAAGAUCCCCAUGAGGCAGCCAAGGAGUUGAUAGAAGAAGCAAUCUCUAGGAAAAGCAAAGAUGACAUCUCCUGUAUCGUUGUAAGAUUCAAGUGAUAAUGUUAUGGCUAUAAAUUAUUCAUCAAUCAAGUGUCUAAGAGAGAAACAAAGACAUGUAAAAGCUCAAGCUAUAUGUGCUAUAUAUGUGACCAAUAUAAAGUCUGGUCUCUUGUAAAACCAUUGAUGAUAAAAUCUCGCCAAAAUGUAAAAGAAUUUCGUGCAAA
Messenger RNA from Raphanus sativus (radish), 1192 nucleotides. RefSeq names its product probable protein phosphatase 2C 58. The transcript has 5 exons. Gene Ontology annotation, biological process: protein dephosphorylation. The record is from RefSeq and is a predicted model, not a curated record. Bases 180 to 1025 code for a protein of 281 amino acids. NCBI's taxonomy places the organism in Eukaryota, Viridiplantae, Streptophyta, Magnoliopsida, Brassicales, Brassicaceae. Gene Ontology annotation, cellular component: cytosol; nucleus. Gene Ontology annotation, molecular function: protein serine/threonine phosphatase activity.